UGUUUUCACUAUUCAACAUAGUGACCUUCAACAAUGGACCUUGUUCAAGUUCUAGCUCUGUUGGCAGUAUUUGAGAUUGGACUUUUUGACGUUCUCCCUCUUGGGCAUGGUUAGUACUUCAGAGAUAAUGGGAGGUAUGUGCCUGGACUCCCUGAAAGUGACUUCCAGUUCGAAUGAGCCAAUUCCAGAAAUAUGCGGACAAAACUCGGGACAGCACAUUUACGUGGACAUGGAUCGAGGAUGCUCAGGAAAUGCCAAAUUGGAUUUUUCCUUUACUGGCGCAGCAUCGACCAGAAUUUUUGAGAUCAAGGCCACUCAGAUCGAAUGUGGAUCUCGAUCAGCACCCCCUGAUGGUUGUCUCCAAUACCACACCAAUUUGGAUGGCCGAUUUCAAACCUUCAACUUUGAGCCAAUUGACGAGAGCCAUCUCAAGGCCCAGAAGUAA
Messenger RNA from Tigriopus californicus, 445 nucleotides. RefSeq lists its product as uncharacterized. Lineage: Eukaryota; Metazoa; Arthropoda; Copepoda; Harpacticoida; Harpacticidae. The record is from RefSeq and is a predicted model, not a curated record.